Lytechinus variegatus (green sea urchin) is the source of this 1082-nucleotide messenger RNA. Its product is annotated as histone H3, embryonic. The transcript has a single exon. The coding region runs from base 22 to 432 and encodes 136 amino acids. The record is from RefSeq and is a predicted model, not a curated record. Gene Ontology annotation, cellular component: nucleosome. NCBI's taxonomy places the organism in Eukaryota, Metazoa, Echinodermata, Echinoidea, Temnopleuroida, Toxopneustidae. Gene Ontology annotation, molecular function: protein heterodimerization activity; structural constituent of chromatin; DNA binding.
GAAUCAUAUCGACACAUCAAAAUGGCCCGUACCAAGCAGACCGCUCGCAAAUCUACUGGAGGAAAGGCUCCACGCAAGCAGCUCGCCACCAAGGCAGCUCGCAAGUCCGCCCCAGCCACUGGCGGAGUCAAGAAGCCCCAUCGUUACAGGCCCGGAACCGUCGCCCUCCGUGAGAUCCGUCGCUACCAGAAGAGCACCGAGCUUCUCAUCCGCAAGCUCCCCUUCCAGCGUCUGGUCCGUGAGAUCGCUCAGGACUUCAAGACCGAGCUCCGCUUCCAGAGCUCCGCCGUCAUGGCUCUCCAGGAGGCCAGCGAAGCUUACUUGGUCGGUCUCUUCGAGGACACCAACCUUUGCGCCAUCCACGCCAAGCGUGUCACCAUCAUGCCAAAGGACAUCCAGCUUGCCCGCCGUAUCCGUGGCGAGCGUGCUUAAAUAUAUCGUCUUUCUCUAACGAUAUUAAACGGCUCUUUUUAGAGCCACCAAACUCUCAAGAAAGAAUCGGUUUGAUUUUACUCAUUCUUAAUCCUGCAUGAAUUGUGUCGAAUAUGAACUUCAGGACAAUUAAAACUGAAUAAGAAUAUUCAAGACGAAGAUUCUCCGUUUUAGAUUUUCUGGAAAAUAACAAAGACGUACGACUACGACUCUUACGAGAUAAAGUCGACCGAAAUUGGGUAACAUUUUGUUUUAUAUGUAAAAGAGGUGAACCAAAACUUUCAGUCUAUAUAUACCAACAACUUUAAGCACAUAAUUAAAUUAUUCUUAGACAGAAAUAUAUUAUAAAUCGUCGUUUUGGAGGAUUUCUAGCAAUCCCCAUGGGAGCCAACAUAGUUCAGCCAAGGAGAUAUCUCCUUGGUUCAGCAUAACGACCAAAUACAGUAACUGAAGCUUUAUUAUCCCGAUUCACAAUUUAUAUCUAGUUGGUUUGAAAAUAUUUGAUCUAUGUGUAUUUCCUUCAUAGAAGAAAAGUUGGCUGAUUUCACAUUUUUUUGGGGGGGGGGUACACAUUAAGAAAUUCAAUAAUGAAAACGCAUGAAGUAAAAGAGGCCGGGGGCUUUAUCCGAGCUAUCAAAAUUAUCCACCCU